AUGAUUGCGUACUUAGUGGCUACACUGCCCUGGACGCUCGGCUGUCUUGCCCUAAGCCCUCCAAAUCCUCGGGCUCUCAAGUACCGAAGGAUGUUUGCUGGCCUGUUCUUUGCUACUCUUGUACCUCUGGUCUACUUCUUUAUCCAGCAUAAAGUGCACAAAAUCCCCGGAGCAUAUACAACUUACGCCUUUUUCGAAUGGGCCCUGAUUCUAUUCGACGUUGCUUUUGAUGCAGUUACUGCUCUUGAUUUUGAAGGUUUCGAGAUUACAGUGAAAGACAUAAAAGGGAUUAGCAGAGGGUACGUCAGGCGGCUUCCAAAGUAG
Trichophyton rubrum CBS 118892 is the source of this 324-nucleotide messenger RNA. RefSeq lists its product as uncharacterized. Lineage: Eukaryota; Fungi; Ascomycota; Eurotiomycetes; Onygenales; Arthrodermataceae. The transcript has 2 exons. Bases 1 to 324 code for a protein of 107 amino acids. The record is from RefSeq and is a predicted model, not a curated record.